UCUCCUAGCAAAAAGAAGGUGUCGGCACACAGACCGAGGAUUUGACAAGCCUCGUGGGAUGAGCGAGCCUCGCAAUUUGUCCAGAUGCCGCAAGAGCCUGCAUUUUCUCGGUGGCGCGCCGCGGUUUUGGGUACCACGCUUUCGCUUCCACCACUGUGACUCGCUUGUGGCUUCCACUCGUACCCUGCAGCCCUGGAGAUCGGGCUGGAAUUCCCCAGGCCAUUGAUUUGUCGGCGCCCAGACGGAAAACAUCUCCAGGGCAGUACUGAUGCCAUCUGAUUAGGGCUUAUUAAUAAGUACCUAGAAUGCCAAUUCUGAUCAUUAUUACGGAGUGACCCGAAGCACACGACUGCGGCCAUCAACAACAUACAUCAUCAUCAUCCACAUUUAUUUCGAUAUUUUGAUGACACCAACUACGUUUUCGUAUGGCGUUCCCUUCCAGGCGUGCAACAGCGGUGUUGCAGCCUUUGGAGGCGCUGCGUAGUGCGUCCGACAUUGCUGCGCAGUCGGCUGCGUUGAAAAAAGUAAAGUAUGAGCUUAGUGGCCAUCUCUCGCGCAAGAUCGAAUACAUCCGUCAGGGCCUCAUUCCUUCCCUCGCACACACACUGGCCCAUCUGGCUUCACGAGAUGCCGACGCACAAUUGGACCAGGAUGAAGAGUUGGGUUGCACACAAGUCGCGCAGAUCCUGUGCGUAAUUGCUCACGAAGGUCCGGCUUUCGUUCAACCCAUUCUCGAAACAGAUGUUUUGCGGAGCCUCGUUUCCUGUCUGCUGUUGCCACUAUCUCCAAGGACGACCCUCGCCAUACUAAGAUGUCUCAAUGCCAUCGCGGACAACCUCCCACCUGCCAGUCUCGGUCAAUGGUCGCAAGAUGGUAGACUGGCCGAGUUAUUGUACUCGAGAGAGUACAUAAAAUGCAUAACAAAGGUCGUCGGCAGUGCCGGCGAUACCGUGGUAUCUCAGCAGGCUUGCGAUGCCAUGUUAGCCUUGCUGUGCAAGACUGUUACGCAAGAGCUGCACAAACGUGCCCUGGUUCAGGAAGGGCUUUUAACGAUGCUGGCUGUUCGAUUGGCAUCAUUUGUGGUGGCAGAAGGCCUUGUACCUCCCGCCGCGGAAGGUGUAAACAGCGACCUCGCCGUAAUCUUCAGCCUACCAGAACCCGCAUCAACCUUCGCCGAUCUACCACCCGUACUGGAAGCGCUUUGCGUGUUGACUGAGCAGUCUAGAACGCGGGCGGCAUUGUUUCUUGGCGACCCAGCAAUCAGAGCAGUCCUACCUGAUGUUAAAGAAGACUUCUCUCCUUCGGACAUCCGGCGGGCACCAUGGGGAACGAGCUACUUCUCAGGAGGAGCGGUUCCACGCUCCCGCGUCUAUGGCCCCUUUGAUUCGCUGUUACCUUGUACGCUCGUGGCCGAGAAGGCGAAUUCGGCCACCCACAUGAGCUUUCCGUCGUUGGGAUCCGCCGUGUCCAUGCCCAAACGCAGGCCAUCAUAUCUGUCGGCGCCGGCUGAAAUGGCACACUCACCCACGAUACAAGGCUUCGCAGACGAAAUGGGUGAAAGCUCUUUCGUUUCGUGGCUUCUAUAUGUUGUGCGCAAUUCACGUGCAAAGAAGCGUCUUCUGGCAGCCAAGUUCCUGGUCAAUCUUUACAGCCUGAAUUAUGUCAAACAAGAACGAGGUCCUUCGUUUGCUGCCUUGCUGGUGCCGCUCCUUACUCGAAUGCUCGAGCCCGACGCGACGCGACCAGAUACAACACAACAGAGCAACAGCUCAAUCCUCUCCAAUGGCUUGCACUAUGCUAAAGCCGUUCCAGCUGUCCUGGCGCGGCUCAUUAUGGACGAUGCUGAGAUGCAAAGCGUGGCAGUUGACAGCCAUGCCAUUACUAACCUGUCCAUAGGCCUCAAGUCGACCUUCGAUAGUCCUGCUGGGCAUAAGGUUGCACCGUGGCAACCGCACAAAACCGAGGAGCCAUCUACUGAAAGCUCUGUGCCAGGUACUAGGAUUGGACUGGGUGGUCCGACGUCAACCAUCCGGCGUGACAUGGACUAUCGUGAGGGAUGUUUACAAGCGCUUGCAGCAAUUGCCCCCUUCGACGACGACUAUCGGAAGGAAAUAUGCGACCAAGGUGUUUUGGUCCAUAUCAUGCAAGCUCUAGAACCUUAUCAAAUACAACAGGGUGCUGGCCAACAGGUGGAAAUCACGGGAAACUCUGCUCCCGUCAUCCUUGCCGCAUGCGGAGCAGUAAGAGUGCUGACGAGGUCUGUGAAGGCGCUGAGGACGAAGUUGAUCGAGGCCGAGGUCGCAAAACCGAUCAUCAAGCUCAUGAGCUCGACAAAUCCGGAGGUCAGAAUUGCUGCUACUAGAGUACUCGCCAAUCUGGCCAUCGACUUUAGUCCGGUCAAAGAAAGCGUGGGCGAGUCGAGUGUGGUGAAGAAGCUGUGCGAGCAAGCACAUUCCGCAAACGCGCGGCUUCGACUGGAGUCCUUAUGGGCUCUCAAGCAGUUGGUGCUGAAUGCAAGCAGGAAAUUGAAACAAGACGUGGUCGACGAGCUCGGGACGAGUUGGAUAAAGUUGCUUAUCAAGACCGAUCCUGUUGACAUUCCAGAAGGCGAGGUUAUUGGCCUCGUGGAGCGGGAAUAUCCUCCUACGACAAAUGUGUCCCGGCAAUCCGCACAGGAUGUUGUCAUGAGUGAAGAAGCUGAAGACAGCCAACGUACUGGCGGGCCUGUCGCAGAUGAAGCAGGGCUUGAUCAAAACAGCUUCGACACCACGCAUACCACUAAAGACGAUAUAGACAUACAAGCUCAGCUGCUUGAUCUUCUGCGGAACUUGUUCUGUGGAGAGAAUGCGUCAGAUCUGGUCAAAUACAUCUUUCACGAGAUGGGGCAGGACGACUUCUUCCGGAUCAUGCUGGAUCGACUGCGGCCCAGGACACUGGCGGGUCCGACACGGAAGGAGAAUUACACAGCACCAGCACCGGCCGUCAUCGUGGUCAAAGUGCUUUACAUACUCGUUCAUAUUGGCGCUUGUGAGCCAAGAUUGAGGAACGUGAUUGCUUCGCAGACGGCAUUGAUGAAGCAGGUCUUGACCUUCUGCAACCAUGCUGACCGCGAGAUUCGGGCACAGUGCUGCUGGAUCGCAAUCAAUUUGACGUAUGAGGACGAUGCUAGCGAUCGGGCGGCCUGCAAGCUUCGAGCCGUUGAACUUCAGAAAUUGGGGUUCGUUGCGCAGCUUAGAAAGCUUGAAGGCGAUCCGGACUUGAAUGUGAGGGAACGGGCCAAGUCGGCUAUGCAUCUAAUGUCAAAAUUGAUGGCUUCAUAGGUGCUGCCAUCUAGGCGCCGUGGCAGGCCACACUCUCACAGUCAUCAAUAAACUGCUGCACAGCGCAAUUGAGACGCUGCAGGGUAAUUUUAAAAGAUCGAGUAACACUGUGUCACCAAUAGUCGGUCAAUCUAUCAAUACCUUUCAGAGCUCGACAUGUUGAGUGCUGCGUUCGAUUGUGGUGUAAGGCUGAGGCCGUACGGGCGAGGCUGAAGGUCGGUAUUAUAUCCUCCGGGACCAAUUUUGGUUAGCCUCGGCAGUCGGACUCUGCCCGCCGAGCCUUUGUUUACUUUUGUCGUUCCGAAUAUAUCAUUGUAGCCAUACUCUUGACAUG
Molecule: messenger RNA, 3654 nt
Organism: Exophiala viscosa
Lineage: Eukaryota; Fungi; Ascomycota; Eurotiomycetes; Chaetothyriales; Herpotrichiellaceae
Product: armadillo-type protein
Exons: 2
Coding region: 426-3320 (964 amino acids)
Biological process (GO): proteasome-mediated ubiquitin-dependent protein catabolic process
Cellular component (GO): GID complex
Molecular function (GO): protein binding
Source: RefSeq, a predicted model, not a curated record